CAAUGAAGCAGAUGAAUACCCACCCAUCCCUAUUCCGGUUUUAGCUAGUUAUUGAACCCCGAAGAAGUAAACUCAGAAAUUUCGCACGACAUCACACGACAUAAGUUCCUGUAAGAAAACGACCUAUCUAUCAUCCCCACUAAGCCAACGUUUUUCUCAAGAAUGUUCGCUUAUAUGGUGCGUCAACAUUUCGUCUUCCUGAAACAGCACAACAAGAUGGUGUCCGUCUUUGGACAGCUUCACCACUACUCUUGUGUGCUGUAGUGAAACUGGAUGAUGAUGAUCGCACUACUUUAAGGGCGACAGUCUUAUCGCUUCUUUAAAGUCGACGUAAAAGGGUUUAGAAAAGUUUAGGGUUUAGAGCAAAAGAACUCAACUACAGCCUUCUUCUUCUUUCCUUUGAAACAGACUGUAAAAGCCGCUCUUUACAGCGUCUUCCCCCGCAAGAACCAACGCAAUGUCGGGCGAUCACAACCGGACUUGGGAUGACGAUUCCUUCUGGGACGGCGGUGUUGGCCCGGACGGCGCUUUCGGAGCACCCGCGAACGUCCCGACCUACUGUGCGGACGGGGUGACUCCAAGGUAUGGUCACCAAUCCAGCGCUGAGGGCAAUGGCCAGCAGAACCAGCGUGGGUCGUAUAUUGGGAAUGGCACUUCUGCGACUAGAGGCAAUUACUACACGCAGGAUCAUCUGGAGCAGCACCAACAGGUGCAGCCGGGGAACAAUUAUCCCAAUUACAACUACGAUCCGCAGCAGCGUGGUUGGGACAGCAGCCACCAGAACCAUGCCAACUAUGGAAAUAACAAUGCGAACAAUUACAACACGGCUUCUCAGGCCGCCGGCUGGAACCAAAACCAGUACAACCAAAACCAGUACAUCAACCAGAGCGACAACCAUGCGGGAGUAUACAACCCGAACCACCAGGCAGCGCUCCAGCACCGGCACGAUGCCCGGUCGGAGGCGACCAGCGAAUCAGACCCGGACACAAAGCGGCUGAAGCAGCAGGUCAUCGAAAGCUCCUCCGAUGAGGAGCACGAGCGCGCGUUGCAGACGCGGACGCCGACAGGUGCAGCCAACAAGCAUCACCACUAUCAGCAACAUUCGAACCAGAUGACCGCAGACGAAGCGUGGAAGCAGCAGGAACUGCUGUUGCAAGCAGGUCGUGGCGGGCGACAACUUCAGAGCGGUGGUCAGCAGCAAGAACAACAGCAGCAUGUGUACAAUCCGAACAGGAUUCUCCCACUGGGGAAUCAAAAUCAGAAUCAGCAGCAACAGAACUACGGGCAGAAUAAUGCGGCCCCUUAUGAUCAAGAUGCUUACGACUACAACCAACAGCAGCUGCAGAACAUGCAAUACAAUCAGCAGCAACAGCAGCAAAGCCAAUACCAAAACUACCAGCAAAAUGUUGAUCACCAGCAUCAAAAUAACCAAAAUCUGAACCAGAGUUUCUAUCAAGAACGCACUCUCCCUGCUAUGUACGAUGCCACGCAACUGCCCGGCUACGAGCAGCAUCAGCGGGAUGUUCAAGAAACGAAGCGUUCUCGGGAGCAAUGGAUGGCGCAGAAUUUUGGCAUGCAAACGCCGCGAUUGGAUCAGAACGACACUGCUACACCCACUGGCGCAGCAAACCAACAUGAUCCAAACGCUGACCGACAGCCUACCUACGAUCAAGGUCGGCAGAAUUUCCAGAACGCUUUCCGAGCCAACAAGGGAAAGGGGAAACAAAGCCGAUUUAACGGGCGGAAUGACUUCCGGGCCCUGGAUUUGCAAAACGCAAUCGUCGGUCUGUCCAUCGCCAGUGCGAUGGAGCAGGGGGAUCAAGCGGACAUUCUACCCGAAAUCUAUCAAAAGCAAAAAUCCCCCCUCCCCAUAUCGAAAAGGUAUGUUUCCGAAAAUUUGUGUUGCUGAUUUGAGGUCGCAAAUCACAUUUGUAUUGCAAGAAGACAAGGGCAGAAGCUUCCGCCCCACUAUGGAAGCGAUUUGUCAUGCUGUUGGGCCUAAAAGAGAGCCGCUUGCCAUGCUGAACAACUACACGCGUGCGCCCCUUCUACCUAGACUGGGGAUCUGACUGCAGUGCUUUCCUGCAAUACAGACCUGAUUUGUGUACUCAAAUCCAGCAUCAGAAAUUUCGUUUUGAUGUGGGGAGGGGGGAUUUUUCCUUUUGAUAAAAUCCCCCCUACGUUUUCAAAAGACACUUACACCAAAUCCUUCGCGCCCUACCUUCUCCAGGAAGUUCGGGCGCACGUGGCGCACGGCACCAGCAGUCUUCCCUUCUCCGAGAUGCUUAAGGGCGAAAUUCGGUUCACGGGCAAGGGAAAAAAGUUGCACAAUUGCCUGUCCCUGGAGUGCGACUUUCUCGGCGAGGCGAAGACCAUGAUGGACGGGACUCUCAAAGGGCGGGAUUUCGGAGAAGAAGACGGGAUCGAUAUCGGGCAGGAAACGGCGACGGGCCUGUCGAACGAGGAGAUUGAAGAGAGGAAGAAUGAGAAAGAGAAAUUGAAAAACAUGACGGAGGCGGAAAAGUACAUCCGGGCGACACAGUCGGUGCAGUUUGGUUCCAAAGAGUUCGAGAAAUUGUUUUGUUUGAAUGAUGUCUGCGUCUUGAUUCCGAAGAAGCGGUAUUCCAAGUUUAUCGAGCAAUGCAAGCAGCAGGCGCAGUACUCCAACACCUUUGCGCAGGGGUAUUUCGACAAGAAGUUGAGGGAGGCGACCGAAGCGGGAGACGAGAAAAUCUACGAGUCGGCGUUGCGAGACCUGCUAUCCGCGCAGUUCUAUGCAUUGCAAAUAUGUCUGGGUCUGGAAGAGUGCAAGUUUGUCAUGCAUGCUUGUCUGGCUCUGGCAUGACUCCAGAAUCUGUGUUGCAUAGGCACGAAAAGGCCCUCGCACCUGUCAUGCAAAAACGCAGUUUGCCAUGCGGAAUACGUAAGACAUGGGAGCCAAAAAAUUUGUCAUGCUCAGCUGCGCAUUGCAGUGCGUCUAACAUUCACUUUUGGCAUUACAAGUUUCCAGACGAGACCCAGACAUAUUUGCAAUCCAUAAGUUUCGGAAUUUCAAGGACUUCUUACUGACCAUCGACGAGUUCUCGAUAUUGGCCAUGACGGUCCCCUAUCAAAUGCAAAUAUGUCUGGGUCUGGAAGAUUCCGAGACUUGUCAUGCAGUUUUUCCAAGCUCCGCCAAGUCUGUAAUGCAGGGCAUGGCGUCACAGGUUCUGCAGCCCCUUGGUGAUGCCUAUCGUGCAUGAGAAGUGCCCUCUCAGCAUGGCCAGAAAUGGACAGCUUUUGCAAGUCAUGCAACACAGAUUUUUGCAUGAUUCGCAACAUACAUCACAAGUUCGCAUCCUUCCAGGCCCAGACAUUUUUGCAUUUGAUAUCCCCUGCCGCGUCACGAAGGAGAUCGCCACGACGGAUACGGAAGGGAAUGUUUUGACGACUCUGGACUCGGUUUCUUCCUUGGCGGUUUACACAGUAGCCGACGGGUUUGCGAAAAUCCUGCAGGAAGCGAAGAUGUUGGACGGUGGAAACAGCUAUCAGCAGCAGCGACUCGUGUACGGGGCGGACGGGCGGCAGGUCAAUCUCGACGGACAGAACCCGUCUCUGAACUCGUGGCUGACGGGUCAGGGAAAUGAUAGUACCGGUACAAAUGGGAUGAACACGACAGCGCAAAAUAAUAGUCCAAAUGCAACAAACGACAAUGUGCCCUAUCCGAACUUCCAAUCGGUUGAGGAAACGUACGACGACGACACGCCGCCGGAAGUAAGAGCCGCGGCCGGGAUGGAUUUCGUCUUAAUUCGCAUGUCGAACAUCAUCACGCAGCUGCGCGUCGCGAAGGCGCUCGAGCAGCAAAACGGCGAGAAUGCGGCGUUUUUCGAAACCGAGUUGUCCGGUAUGAACCCCGUGCAGGAGACGAUUGUCAACACAGAAGUCGCGAACGUCUUCCGCGCGGAACGGGAUGAGCGACUGGAUGAGUCGCAGAACCUCAUGAUCGACAAAGCCUUGACCAAAGAGCGCGGUAUCACCGUCGUCCAGGGUCCGCCCGGGACCGGGAAGACGAAGGCAGCGCAGUGGCUGUUGCUCUGCCUGACGGAGAAGGAAGACCGAAUUAUGGCCACCGGCCCGACGAAUCAAUCGGUGGAAGAACUCGCCUCGAACUACCUGCAGAACCCGGUCGUCCGGGAGAUGCGGCGAAAGAACAAAAGGCUUUUGAACCCGUUGACGUUACCCCACCAACCGCCGCUCGUCGAGGUGAUUGAGGACUUUUCCAAGGAUAUGAUCGUGUGCUCGCGGAACAAGAUGAACGUGAACACGAUCGAGACGAAACUGAAGCAGGAGGGGACCAGCACCGAUUUGUCGAAGUGUAUGAUCUACAAGCGGGGCGACGAGCUGGUCGUGUUUCUCUUGAGAAUGUACGAGGCGGUGGACCAGGGCAUCGAAAUGUGGACGAAAAUACCGCUCAGCAUGCUCUUGGAGUCCUGUUACCUCUACUACGAGGAACAUAAGAAUCGGAUCGCUUUCGGGAACGUGGAGCCGCAACAGCGGGAGCUCUACGCCGAUGGGACCUGGCAGUUUAAAUUUUCCAAAAUUCACCUGUGCGCGAAGGCGGUCAUCCAGAAGGGCAAACUCGCCGACGUCGUCAUGGAGUUCAUGCAGCAGAAAAUUUUACGGAAGUUGUGGGAGCUUCGCAAGGAACUGGAGCCGCACAUUGUGGCGAGCCCCCAGAAUAUCAGAUUGAUGAGCAUCCGGCGGGUGUUGGAGGACAUCUGGCCCAGUGUGCAAUUUGGAGAAGACGACGAAGAAGUGAUCAGGAGGUGCAAAAGUAAAUGGUCGCUGAUCAAGUCCUGGAAGCAAUUCACGGACAACAUUGUGCAGAAAUUGCGCGAUCCGGCAAGACACGCGACCGCGUCGUCGGCGGCCGCGGGGGGUGCUGGAGCUAGUACCGGAAAUAGUAGUAGUAACCAAGAGCUCGAUGUGGCGCAGAUCAUUCUAGAGGCGGAAUCCUCGGGAAGACUGGCGGAUCAGUACGGGAGGAAGCGUAUGGAUUGUAAAAAUGUCUGGGUCUGGAAGAAUGCAACUUGUAAUGCGUAUUUCAGAACACAGAAAAGUCUCUCAUGCAUACGUAGCAAAAGCUCCUACUUUUUGUCUCGCCAAAUAGGGGAUUUGUCAUGCGGAUUCGGCAUUGCGGAAGGUUCUCGAAACCUGUGAUGCUAGAGCUUCCAUGCCAGACCUUCUGUGUCAUGCAAAGACAGCAUGACUCUUCCAGACCCAGACAUUUUUACAUUUGAUAAAGCGGGCGUUUGAGCUAUUCGGCGUCGACGACAUGGACCGCGGGUGGGUGGAUUUGAACAGACAGGAAAGUCAUGAGGAUGAUGAUACGCAACUACGCGGUGACAACGAAGAUUCCAACAGCGCAACAUCUUCCGCUGCUGAGGAUCAUGGCACGACAACCAACAACCUCGGCAUUUCCUCCGACUUCAGGCAACGGGUGAACACUUUGCUCAAGGGGAAAGGAAAGAAGGGGAAGAAGGGUGGGAAAAAAAGUGGUAAAAAUGACCGGUCUGCCUACGCGGCGUACAUCAACACUAUGGCGACGACCCGCUACGCGGAGAUCCGCAAGACGCUACGGCUGAAGGAAUUUUGCGGGAAAGACCCGGAAGAGGUGAGCACGAAAAAUAUGAAGAUGUUCAUGCAGGACUCCCGGGUCAUUUUCUGCACGGUAAGUGUCGGGGGGCGGGGCACGUUUGAACAGCUGUACUUCUCGUGUGUCUUAAUCGACGAAGCGGGGAUGGUGCCCGAGGCGGAGUCCGCGAUUGUGAUCAAAGAUACGACCCGACGACUGAUUCUCAUCGGCGAUCCGCAGCAGUUACGGGCGACCGUUAUGUCGAAUGUUUGUCAGAACUGUCUCUACGCUCGAUCUCUGAUGGAGCGGCUGAUGAAUUUCAACGGGUUUCCGGCGCACAGAUUGCGAUUGGAGUACCGGAUGGAAAGAGAGAUCAUGGCGUUCCCAAACAAAGUUUUCUACGAGAACGUCCUGCAGAUCUCGAAACAGGUGCGGGAGAGACGACACCCCUGCAUGGCGAUAUUGCGUUCGAAGCAAGACCUCUACGACGCCCAGCACAUUGUCCCGGCUUUGAAGCAGCAGGAUUUGCGGCAGAGGGUGGAUGAGGAUGAGGAGAUGGAGAACUUCGGACAACAAGUCUCCGCCGCAGCGGGGAACGACGAAAGUGCCAGGGUCGCGAACGUCGCGACCAUGUCCUCGAUGUACAAGAGUGGCCGGAUCAACUGCUUCCAAACGUUGGUCUGGAUCGACACCUCCAGGUUGAACCACCGGCAGGAUAUACGGACGGGGGGCAGAAGCUUCACAAAUCCCAAAGAGGUGGACUUGAUCAUCGACCACGUGAAGAGGCUAAACCGGAAUGUCUGCCUGUUGAAGAGAAUCCCGUUUCCGAAGAACAAAUCGAUCCAGCCGCUACUGUAUGGAUUGCAAAAGUGUCUGGGUCUGGAUAAGUGCAAGGUUUGUCAUGCUAGGCUAGCAAGACUCUUAAGUCUUUCAUGCAGGUUACCCAAAGGCCCUGUGAUGCAGAAACGCAGUUUGUCACGCAGAAUAGGCAAGAACACCUGGAAGCUCAGAAACUUGUCAUGCCGAGCCGGCACUUGUGGCCUCCACAUUCUAAGUCACUCAGCAUUACGAGUUUCCAGACCCAGACAUAUUUGCAUUGCAUAUACUGGAAGAAUUUUCCAUCGGCAUCACCUCCCCCUAUGCGGCCCAAGUGGAGCUACUCCGCGAGACCGUCCAAUCGGAGUUUGGGUUUGCGCAGGCGACGGAGCGGAUCAAAAUCCGGUCGAUCGACGGGUUCCAGGGGGGAGAAGCGGAUAUCAUGUUGAUAUCCUGCGUCCGGAGCAACGAGAAGAAAGUGGUUGGCUUUUGCAAGAACCCGGCGCGGUUGAACGUCGCGCUGACACGGGCGCGGCUCGCUUUGCACAUUUUCGGCGACAGUGAGACAUUGUCUUUGGGGGACCCGAAACACUGGAAGCUCUUUGUCGAUUUCUUGCGGGAGAAGGAACUGAUUUUUGAUCUCGCUGCGCGGCAACACGCGAAAAUCGUGGAGAAGGACGUGACCGGGAGAACCCGAGAGGCUCUCCGCGUGGUCGAGAACGCGCUGAACGCGGGGAAUGGGCUCUUAACGGGUGAAAUUUCCCGGCCGACUUUGACGCACAACCCGAACUUGUUUCGCGGCCAGGACGAGAUGUCCGCACUGGCGAUGCACGUAAAGAAAAUGGAAUUCGAAAUGCCGAAGCAAUUCUUGCAAGGUACGGAACAACAGCGGGAGGACGAAAGUAGACACGAAGAUUUGAAGUUCAACAUCUCGCCCAACCUCAACAAGCUGCGCUGGUGGAUGGACCCGAAGGCGGAGGGAAAUGUUUUCGCGAUCGUCUUUUCUGAAUUCGCGCAACGGUGGUACAAUGCGGGGCAGAGGCUCUUGCAGCUGAAAAUCCUGAUCGCCGCGGAAAUCGCGGGUUUAGUGAAGGGGGAGAAGAUGCGGAUCCACCCGGACAGUCAGAUCAGGAACUUCAGCGAGGAGGAACUCGUCAACGCCGCGGCCGAGCACCUCCAAGUUCGACCGCAGAUCGCGAACGGUGGCGCAACUGGCGUCGCGGUACAGACGAAAAUUACCUCCUCCGGUCUAGAGUCGUUGAAGUCCAUGAACAAGAGGCAGCAGCAGCAGUACGACCAAAUGUCAGUCGACAUUCUGUGGCACAUGCAGAUCGACACGGACACGGGGAAGCAGCUAAUUGUCGUUUGGAACAUCGUGCACGCCGGGCAGUUCAAGCAGGCGCGGGCGGAACAUUUACAGGAGUUGCGGCGGUUCAAAACGGAGUAUUUGCGGGACUGUUUAGUUCGGAAAACAACCGCGAAUGCCGGAACAUCAAGCGGCAGCGCAGGGGACCAAGGAAAAAAAGGAGCAGGGAAGAAAGGCACUUCGGAGAAGCAGGCCCGGGGGGUGUUGGUCGUCCCCUACAUGCCGAUCGAUGAACGCACCCAGCAGAGGAAGUACAAGGUGAAUUACGAUCACUUGAAACCCUUAUCCAGACAGGAGUACGGGGAGCUGCUCGCGAAGAACCAGAAAGACGGGAUGAGCCUCAACCUCCACGGGGAGAAGAACACGAUCGGCAUCUCGCGGACAAAAUUGUACGACGUGCACGGUGCGCAGGCGAUGCGCUUGCUGAUGGCGGACAAACCCGUGAUUCUGCCCCUAAAACUUUCCCAGGAGGAGAAGCAGGCGGUUCGGCACCCGCGGUCCAUCUUCGUCCAUGGUCGUGCCGGUACGGGGAAGACGCAGGUUUUGGUCGCAAGAGGGUACGAGCACCAAACCAUGUGGAUCAAGGAGCUGGAGGACACGGCGGGAGAAGUAGAACAUAGCACCACAGCAGCCGCUUUACCUCCCAUCGAGGAGGAGCUGGACGAAGAGAAGUUGAAAGCGGAGGGUUUGAGCCGGAUGCAGAUCAAGAUGCGAAUUCUGAAAGCCCAGCAAGCCAGGAAGCAACGCGAGAAGGAAGCGAAGAAGCGCACGCAGGAGCGGGAGAAGAUGAAAAAGGAAAACUUGAAGCUUGUCCUGUUCGUGACCGCGUCGCCCACAUUGGCCAUGCAGGUGAAGAAGUUCUAUGAUGGGCUCUUAGAGUCGUACUUGGUAGCCGAGAAGAACAAAGACAGCGUUUCCUGGGCGCAACGGGGGGACGAGGUGUUGAAGAAAUUGAACAUGGAAAAACAGAUGGAUUUGGAGGGGAAUCUAGUAGAAGGUGGUGCGACGAUUGAAGAAGUUGAUGACGAUGUUGACCAAGCAGAUGAGGAAAAUAACAACUUCGACAGCGACGAUGACCAAAAUGAGAAGGACGAGCUGAAACUGCUAGAAGAUUUAUCCCUCUCCGACUACGACGACGCGGAUUUUUUGGAGUUCGAUCCGGUGGACGAGCAGGUUUUAGCGAACGCGAAGCCUCUCGAACAUUUUCGCACGCCGAAGAACAAAAAAUCUUCCUCGUCGUCCAGCGACAACGACGACGCGGACACGUCAGAAAUUGUCUCCUCGAUCGUGUCCACACCGAGUUCCUCGAAGACCUCCCGCGCGGCUAGUUCCACGACGAACGCGCCGGGGUCGUCCGGGGUCGUGUCGAGUGCUGAUGUCGUCGGAACUACAAAUAAGGACGUGACGCAUGGUGCAACUAGUACACCGGGUGUCACGAACGACCAGACUGACACGAGCGGGAAAACUUUGCUCCAGUCCUCGACCAAGUCGCAACACACGGCGAAGAAGAAGUACCGGCAACGGCUUGGUACCAAUCAUGGGGCAACUUCUGCCACCACCUCCGCUGCGACAGAGAAGAAAAGGGCGGAUAAGAUGAUCAAGGAUAUUUCCAACAAGGACAAAACGGACAAUAUCCUGAGUAAAAAUGUCCCCACACCAGAGUCAAGAUGGGAAAUCUGCUAGACAAAUCUACAAGUUUUGGCUGUCUUGCAUGACAAAUUUGGACUCGCAGUGUAGUGCUGUUUGAGCUACCUCAGAAGCAUCACAGAUCUAAUAUAUCAUGCUGAUUGGAGCAUGGCAAAUUCCAAAACACAACUAGAAAAUGCUUCUCAUGGGGAUCCGCAUGAGAAACAUUCUCAACAUGCAGAUUUGCAUUACAACUAUGGCGUGGGGAACUUUUUUCAGUACGAUAGACAAGGAGAAGGCGGACGAGGAAGAACUCGUCGCGGCCUACGCUGAGGCCAGUGUUGGGAUCGGGUUUGCCGUAUCAACUGCAAAUAUGUCUGGGUCUGGAAGAUUGCGAGAUUUCUCAUGCUAGUCUGGCAUGACUCUGAACUCUGUGUUGCAUGGCCGCGAAGAGCUCCUCCUCCCUGUCAUGCAAAAACGCAGUUUGUCAUGCGGAGUACUUACGCAACUGCAACUCAGAGCCAUGAAAAAAACCUGUCAUGCUUUGCAGCGCAUCAUAGUGAGUUCACUAUUCCCUCUCUUGCAUCACAAGUUUCCAGACCCAAACAUAUUUGCAAGGCAUACGCCCCUUUGACCCCGCAAGAGCGGCAGAAGGAGGUCGCCCGGAUGCCGAAGACGUUCUCCGAGAUCCGGGACCGGGCGGAGCACGGGGCCGCGAGUUUGAUCACGAAUUAUUUGCACUUUUUACAGGUGUUAGACGCCAGUAUCGACGACGACGAGGAAUUUUUCCGGAUAAACAAAACGGAACAGUGGAUGGCGGAUUUUCACACGCUCCCGCCGGACGAAAACCGCUUCGAGCCGAAGCACCCGGAUUCCGAGGUCAAUUUCCGCCGUUUCUGCAUCAACUACUACGACAGUCUCCGCGGCGGGGACGCGGAUACAGAGAACGCGAGGUCUUCCUCUUCUUUGAUACCGACAAGUAGUUCCAGCAGUCCGCACGGGAUUCUCUCGUCCAUGGGAGGACAACUGACAACGCCGAACAGUAGUUCCUCGUCUUUGGAUCAACUCCAAGCGGCACUAGGCCAGCAGCAAUUAUCCGGAGGCAACAUCGGGCUCAAAGAGCUCGUCCGGGGAGUUGCUGCGGUGCCCGAUGCGAGUCAGCUCUUUAAGGAGUUCCACAUCAUCAAGGGCGACUACCCGCCGGAAACCCGCCAGCACAAAACGGAACUAGACGACGUGUUAGACAUGGCGGAGAAGCAGCACUACGGCGGGAACGCGCGGACCACCGCCCACCGCGUCCGGCCGAAGCUGAUGGAGGGCAAUCUGGGCCGAUUAGACUCUUCGAAAGCGAAGGACAAGUAUGGGCGCAGGCAUCGGGACAAGGACGCGGAAAUUUACUUGUUGCAGAAGGAGGGAAAGGAUGUCGACACGGAGCAGCUGCAGUACAUUGACAACCUCUCCAAGCAGCAGGAAGCGCUGAAGGACCCGCUGUCGCACAUCGGGGAGACGUUGACCCAGAAGCAGUACGUGGACGACCCCCCGGCGGAAUCUCUGCUGCAGAACGCGUCCCGAGCGGACCGGGAGAAGGUGUACAAAGCCUUCGAGAAAUACGAAGCGCACAAAAGAAAGCGGAACGAGUGGGACAUGAACGACUGCGUGUCGAAAAUUUGGGAGCGGUUGUCGUGGCGGCUGCGGCGAAGGAACGAGAACGAAGACAGGAAGGGGCUGCUGAAGGACAACCAGCUCUACAACGGGCCGCUGGUUAGUUGCUUGCUAUCGGACGAGUCGCAGGAUUUGUCCAUUUUGCAAAUGCUUCUGUUCGCGUUGGUGUGCCAGGACCCGAACGCGUUCACCUUCGCCCACGACCCCGCGCAGUGCAUUGCGGAGGGGCGGGUUUUCAAGCACGCGCGGCUGAAGGAUUUGUGGCACGGAUUGUACAAGAAGAUUCUGAAGCAGGCCAAUGUCGAGGGCGACACGGAGGAGGAGAGGCAGCAAAAAGAGCGGGACUUCAAGGUCGAAAUGCCCGCGGAGAUCCACCUCACCCGGAAUUUCCGUGCGCCGCAGCGGAUUCUGAACAUGGCGCAGGUUUUGGUCGAGAUCUGCAAGCACUUCUGGCCGAAGCGCAUCGACGAGGCAGCGCCGGAGAUUUCGUACGAACGCGGGGAACUGCCGACGAUGGUGGUCGGCGUCUCGGCGAAACAGUUCCGCAACGCCUUGCUGUCCGCCGGUGCGGAUGAUCCGUUGCUCAGCGGGCAAGCCGGAUCGAUUGCGGAGAAGAACCUCCAGGAUGCGGAGAAAGCGCUCGCGAACAAGUCGGGAGUGUCGAAAAAGAAAAACAAACAGGUGAACUUGCAAAAGGUGACGUCUACCACCGCGUUGAAGACGGGGAAUGAAGGUACAACUAGUAUUAACUCAGCGACCAGCACGACCCCCGGAGCAGUUGUAAGUGCCUCUACUUCAACUACCGCUGCAGCAGCCGCGGGGGGCGGGGGCUCCGGGAAAAACAUGUUCAAUCCUGCAACCAAUUCUGGCGGGGGGAUCACCACCUUCGGCGCGGAUCAGGUGGUUUUAGUUGGCACGGAAGAGGAGAAAAAUUUCGUGGAUCAGUUGCUCGGAGAUCGCGGGAUCGUCGUCUUAUUGCCGGCGGAAGCGAAGGGGCUGGAGUUCAACGACGUCAUUCUGUGGAACUUAGUCAGCCGCAGUGGGGUCGACGGGGAAAGGGAAGAGAAAGUUUGGACGGUUCUGUUCGAUUUCAUGCGGGCGUGUCUCGCGCAGUCCAAUGUGCAGCAACUGAGAGAAGAUAAUACGAGAAAUACUGGUCGUCAACAAGGCCGAACCACUUCUAACACCGCUGCAGCAGCGUCUUCGAAGCAAACGGAGGCUGAACAAGAGAACUCCGAGGACUUCCCAGACUCCGACGACCUUGAGGAAAACCAGCAAACUGAUCAGCAGCAGGGUCCGAAGAAGCAAAACUACACGAAGGAGCAACUGGACGUGAUCCUGGACCAGUUUGAGCAGAAGGUGAUGAAGAAGCAGCGACAGGGCGAUAGCAAGGAUCAGGUCACGGAGUUGUGGAACACGCGGCUGAAGGAGCUGAUUGUCUGCAUCACCCGCGCGAAGAAGAGGCUUGUGAUCUACGAAACCGACGCCACCUCUACCGCCGUGCGGAUGUUCCAGACGCUGUACCACGAGGCGCCGCAGACCGGGCUGCCGUUGUCGAAGCGGCAGGUGUUGGAUACGUCGGACGUCGAGUCUUUCGACGACGACAUUCCCUUCGGCGGAGCUGCAGCUGCCGGCGCGUCCCCAGCAGAAAUGAACGGGAAAAUGGUUUUGGGGAAGCCGCCGACAGCGACCAUCGCAUCAUAUAACGACGCGCUUGCGAGUUGCGGGUACACGAGGGACCCGCUUUGCUCGUUGGUGACGACGGUCGAGCAGCUAGGCGAAACGGAAGCAGUUGUAGAUUUCCCGAGAAAGUCUUCGAAGCAGGAGUAUCUCCGCAGAGGGCAGGAGUACUACAAUAACGAGCAGUUCGUCGAGGCAGAGAGGAUGUACCGUGUUGGGGGCAACAUCCCUCUAGCAUUGUGGGCGAAAGCCGCCGGCGCGGAGCAGAAGGCGAGGGAUGUCGGCGUGGAUGUCCGCCGGUUGAACGACGCGAGUAGGAAGGAAAGGAUGCUUCUGUUCCGCGAGUCUGCGCAGUUUUACAUGCAAGUCUGGACCACCGUCGCACAGGAGGACAACAAUAAAGCUGCUGCCCAGGGCGGCGGCGGUGGAACAACAACCGCGGUGCAGUUGUCGAAGAGGCAGAUGAAUUUUGACCUAACGCAGUCCCAAUCCAGUGAGCUCGGCGAGCGGGCGCUGAGACAGGCCGCGAUUUCCUUCGGAGAGGCGGAAGACUGGAAAUGCGCCGCCGAGGCUUAUGAAAUGAUUGCGAGCCGGUAUUUGCAGCGGAACAGCGAAGAUACCCGGCAGUUGUUCUCCCAGGCGGCGGACUGCUACCGGAAGAUGCAUCUGUUCGAACGCGCGGGGGAUUCCUUUAAGAAAGCGGGCAACGACAAAGAAGCCCUGAAAUCCUUCCGGGACGGAAGACUGUGGCACCGUGCGCUCGAUUACUUUGAGAACCCGGGAGUGGAAAAACAAAAUGGAAUGGCGAUCGCGGACAGUACCUUUUUGAUGAAGUCACCGGAUCUACUUUUGAACAACAACGAUAACGAGUUAAACGACUCGAAUUUGUUGAACGACCCGCUGCAGAAUCAAAACUACUUUGACGACAGUGAGUUUCGGCAAAUGAAGAUUCAAAACGCAAAGCUGAUCGCACGGAGAAUCGCCCCGAUCCCCAACCAGUGCAGCGAGGAGCAGGUUCUGGCGAUCAAGCUUCACUGCGCAACCAUCCUGGAACAGGAACUGGAGGAAAACGGCGGGCGGAUCUCCUACAACGAUUUCGGUGUCUUUCUCGAUGACCACCAGAUCCGGAAACAGUUCUACGAAGAGAAGCAAGAUUGGGAGAAAGCCGCGGACGCCCACGAGCGGUGCGGGGAAAUCUUCACCGCCAUGGAGAUCACGCAGAACCACCAACUGAAAAGCUCGCUGUGCCUGAAAUACAAACGACUCACGCUCGCUCGCGACAUGAACGACUUGCGCACCUGGUUUGCGAAGAAUCCGGACAAAAUGGAAACCAUUCGGGCGAAUGUCAUGCUCACAAACGACUCGGAGGACGGCGAGCAGCAGCAGCCGCUAAUGUGGGACGCGGCGAAGUCGAAUAGUGAUAUGGAAGCGGCAGAGUUGGAGUUGACGAUCCUGUUAAAGGACGUGGGGGCGAGAAGAGGCGUGAAAAUGCCGGCGGUGCAUCAAGGUACGCAGAAAGACUAUUUUGAUAAUAUGGUCGAUGCUUGCAAAUUAUGAAAAAACUGAAUCGCGAGCAGGUGCUGUUUUUUGCAGGUAAAGCCAUUAUAAGUAGAAAACAUCAUCAUCAUCAUCAAUUACAAGUGGAGUAUGAUGGUUUUCGACAGCAAAAAUAUUUUUGAACUUCAAAACAUAGAAAAUAUUUUUUUUUUUGCGCGUCCGACGCAACAGUACUGUCAGCUCUCAGGCCGGUACGUAGGUACGUAGGUACGUUGGUACGUAGGUCGCGCAAAAGCAACGUACCUACGUACCGAAGGACCCGAAUAUCCAGGUAUCGAAGUAACUACCUCGCGGGACCUACGUACCUACGUACCUACGCGUCCCACACACUCCCGCGACCGGGACCUACGUACCUACGUACCAGCACGUCCCACACACUCCUGGUCGGGACCUACGUACCUACGUACCUCGGCACCUGUUCGGGUCCUUCGGUACGUAGGUACGUUGCUUUUGCGCGACCUACGUACCAACGUACCUACGUACCUACGUACCGGCCUGAGAGCUGACCUUACUCCGACGCAAAGUUUUUGUAGCCUUCACGCAAAGAAACAACAUUUGCAGUAAAACCGCAGCGUCUCGUCGUGAUUCGCGCUUUUUUCAUCAAGAGUCACGGUUUCCGCAAAGCGAUUAUGCGCUUGAUAAUUUAGAGAAUGCGCUUUAACGUCAUUUGAAAGCAGGAGAAUACCGAAUAAAUUCGAAUGUCGAAAAUAAAGCACAAUUACUUACCAAAAUUGACAGCUGCGGAGUCGAUCAUGAAGAAGUUUUUGAAGCACAACCAACCCCUUCCCUUCCAGCACGAAGAGAACGACGGUCUGCACCACUUUAUCUGUACCCCGAUGCCCACCUUCCGCACCACAAUUUACCUGGCCGAAGCGUUCAAGCAGGCUGUGCAGCUAGAUACCGAAAUGGACAGCAAAACCCACGCGCAAAUCUUCUACAUCAUCAAGGACCUUGCGUUCAAGUGCCUGUAUGGGAUGAGCGAGAACAGUUUCGGUUUGGUGGAGGUGUUGCAGGCCGUGCAGAAGAUGCUUCAGGGAGGGGCAGACGGUUUUAACAAAGCAGAUGUCGACUACGCUUUGUUCAACGCGGAAGGUAGUUCUUUGGCCCGGAACGGCAUCAAAGGCGGCAGUAGAGCGGGUAACAAUAUUAAAUUGGGCCGGCAUCAUCUCGCGCUGAAUGAUGCAGCGGACGAGAUGGAUCGCGAUGGCUUGGCGGGAUCCGGAUCUAAUGGCUUGUUGAACAAUCACCAACAGAAGAUCGUGAAAUCCAAAAAACGGCAAAACAACCGGAACCAAUUUGACGACGAAGAGGACGAGACGGUCUCGACUCGCGAGGUCUUGUUUCACGAUUUUUUCGCCCGAGAAAUUCAGGACGAGAUCCUCAUCGCCUUCAAUCUCGACGCGGAGGCAAAAACGCCCGCUCUGGUCGAGCCGGAGGCGGAGUUUUACAAACUGUGCGAACAGGAUUUGUUACGCGCGGAAGUCACCGUGUUCGAGGUGUUGCUGCAAAUGUGUUUGGAACUGAAGUCGCUCCGUCAGUCCCGGUGCCCGAAGGAAGCGAUCUGCGGCCGGUGUCCGGACUACCACAAUGGUUGCAGAUUUCUGCAUUGGAACGACGACUACGCUCGACAAAAGGACGACAUCGAAAAGGGACGGGCCGCGGCCAGCGCGGGCGCCGGUGCAGUUGUCGCGGUGGACAAAGCGGCCCAGGAGCUGAACAAGCACAACGCGUUUGGGAUCAAAGACACACUGGAACAAAUCUUGAAGGCGACAUGCUGCUUGGGAGGAGAGCGUGAAGAUGAUCAGGAGGGCAAAAAUUCAACAGCAGGAACCGCGACCGCGAACCAGAAUAGAGCUGCAGUCAACAAAUAUGCGAACAAGCACAGCAAUAAGAAAAACAAGAACAAUCAGCAAGUGAAACAAGACACGUCGGGCGCCGCAACUACGGAAACAACUAUCGCGGUAUCAGAAUCUUCUUCAAAGCCCUGCGUUCUUGAAGACGAAAGUAAGCUCGAAGUCACGGAGCAACAACUGUCCCGCGAUCAGUACGAAUUGAUGAAGGUCUUGCAGAAAAAGCUUCAGUCGUCCGAACUCGAGAAGGCCCUGACGGUCGGAAAAGCCACGGCCGGGUUGGUCGCAAACACCAAUUUGCUGCAGCAAAUUUUGCAGAAGACGACGCAGUCGCUGGAACCCGUUUUCAACCCGCUGGUGUGCUGCGAGUCAUUAUCCGCGGCAGUCAAGCCAACUGCGGCGAUGAAGAAACAGUUCUACAGUGACCGGGCACAGGAACUGUAUUAUUUUUUAGCCUAUUUAUUUACGCGAACCAAUUCCAAUUGUGUCUGUGCUCGUCACGUGGUCUGCCUUUUUCUCAGGUGAAGCACUAAUGUAUACGAUCCACCUGCUCACAUUUACGGUUUCUGUUUCUGAAGGAACUAACUCUGACGCCGUUUGACGCUGUUUCAUUUCUACUCUUUUCUGCACCAAAAAUAAUUGAUAAACUAUGACUAUCCACAGUUACCAGCGCCUGCAGUCCCGACUGGAGCCUGCGACGAUCUCAGAUCUCACCGAGUGGACCCAAGCGCUGCGGUCGUCGGAGUGGGAUGAGGACCGGUGCCGGCAGUUUAGCGAAUACGUUUCGCCAAAGAACAACCGGAUUUGGCAGGACACUUUCGUGUACAUCUUCUGGAAGGACACCGCCGCGAGUGUGCGGUGGGGCAACGCAGCUACUGUGGAGGGGGUGUACUGUCACGAAUCGAAAGACAGGUAUUGUUCCGGAAUUUGUGCACUCUUGGUCUUGCUUGUGCAGCCUCUAAAGGAAAACACCUCUUGAUAAUUUCACUUUGUGGAGAAGUCGCAUAGCUCCAGUUGAAUGAAUACGGUUUGAAAUUGAUUUCGCUUUCCAAAAAGUCUCUUCUUUUUCCCCCUUCUCUACGUGUGUGGUCCAGAUGGUACUAUGUAUGGUAUUUGGAUUUUCCGUCUUCUCGAAUGAAAUGCAAGAAAUGAAGAUCAGCAUUUGAAUACAAGGUGCUAUUAUUUCUACCUACAGGUACUGCAACAUGCGCAAUAAAAACGUGACGCUCGAAUUCCAGACGGCGCUGCCGGAGCCGGGGAAUCCCGGUCGAUCCGGUGGGAAGUGGAUCAUAAAGGACCGCAACACGGUGCUGAUGGACGCGCUUGUGUAUGUUUUGUCCGAAGGUAAUAGCAAGGACGACAAGCCGAAGACCUCCUCCGCCCCCCUGCCAAAGAGCCACAGCUGGAGGCGGCUUCGCGACGGUCUUGCGCGCGGAGAUGAGAUGGACGAUAAAGUCGUGACGGAAACUUUGUUUGUGAUCCCAGACACCAUGGUAAGUGACUACGUCGCGUCGUUGAAGAAGGAAGUGAACGGAAUCCGGUUGAAGAACGAAGGGGACUUGCAGUACGACCAGAUUGACGCGCUUGCGAAGAAGUCCAACGACGUGCUGCAGGCCCUGAACCCGCAGACCCGCGUCGACGUUUACGACGACGAGGGCUGGUACGAAAAGACCUACUACGAGAAAAACCGGAGGCCCGUGCCGCUCCGACUCUUCAUGCAGAUCUGCUCGCCCGAGGGCUUUUUGUCCAUUUUGGAGCGCGCAUCUGUCUGGACGUCGGCGAUGGCAACGCAGAUGAAGAUGUUUUCCCUGCCGCGAUCGGUGUGGCUGCGACACUUCGAGUUCUCGGAACACCUGUUCUGGCCGAUGUUCGAGACGAAAUUCAUCCAGGCGGACUACGAGAAGUCGCGCAAGACGGCGAUGCUGAAGAGCAACCGCGCCGAGGAUACUUUGGGAGUCUUGCUGCACUUCGUGAACCCCGCGGAGGUGGUGCUCGAACGCGACUGCCAGGCGCACGAGCAGGGUAAGACCGUGCUGGAGGUGUGGUGCCAGCGGUGGGUACACCAGAAGGAGCUCGAACGGAAGAAAACCUACAGCAGAACCCCGAACGUCCUGUCCGACCCUGGGCUCCGGGCGGAAAACAUGUUUGUGCAGUUGAAUUUCCGGUUCUGGACGUUACUACUAUCCCACGCGUGUCAGACCUCUCGGCAGCGGCGGUACUUGGUGCAACGCCUGCAAGAGAUCAACACGAGGGCCAAGUCUGAAGGUAUUCUGGAACGGCACCGCAAGUAUCUCCCCGGGUACAUGCGCUGGUUGCUAAAGUACCCCCAGGAGCGCAUGGCGGACGUGGAGCGCCAAGAUACGCGGCAAGGCCACGACAAAAAGUGGCAGAUCGACCAGAUCACCCCGCGCAUGAACAUGGACCUGCGGAACCCUCUGAUCCAAGACGAGGUUCUGAUUGUGGACCGCCCGGACGUGGGGGUGGGGCCGCAGUUCAACCCGGAAAACGGCCCCAAGCACAGCACGGCGUUCUUUCCGACCUACCGGCUGGCGUACCUGUAUCCCAUGCUCAGCCCGAACGUGCCGGAUCUGGUGCUUCCGAGGAAGUACUACCUGUUCGACGACGAGAGCCGCAGGUUCUUCACCCUGCAGGAACAGGAACAAAUGAUGAAUUAUGCGGCUUGGGACACGGAACGACGCCGAGGACACGUAACUCGCGGAGGUCAGCAACAGAUGACUGUGGCAAAUGCCGCGUCGGGCGCGCGCCUGAUUCCCAAUCCGGCUGUGUCAAGGAACAACAAAGAACAAAGCGGCAAUUACAGCAACUAUGGAUCAUCAUCUUCAUCUUCUCUGCAGCAUCAAGCCAACUUUGACGAGCAAGACGACAAUUUAGAGUGGAUGCGUUUCCAGCCGCGCUGGAAACGCAACGUCAACCGGUCCUCGCCCAGGAAUGCAAAUAACGCCACUAUCAGAGCUGCCUCCGAUCAUGCCAAGAGUAAAGCGAACAAGGGCGGGAAUUAUGCAGCUGACAAGAAGGCCCAAGUGCAACAACAGCCUAAGAAAUCUGCGUGGGGUGUCGUGGACCAACAGUACUUGCUGGACGGCAAAGAAUCGGAGAAAGAGGACGUCGCACAGCUAGAAAGCAAGCUGCAAAACAUCGAGCCCAUGCAGCAGAGGAACAACAAUUCCGCGCAAGUACUCGCCGCUUCUGUUGGUAGCAAGACGUCCAGUGCAGUACCUGCCGCUGCACCAGCGGUGGGAGCGGCCGCCGCGCCAGGAUUUUCUAAUGUUCCGCAAAUGAGUAUGAGUGGUCCGAACGGCAGUAAAAUGACCACUGGUCCUCAUGUGGGAAGUAAGAUGACGGGCGUCAUGGGUGCGACGAACCGAAAAACGCUGGUUGCGCACAAGUACCAAGUGGCGCAACAGACAAUGGAGUACAUCGAAGAUGAAUGGAUUCCUAUGAUAAACGAUGCGUGUCUUUUCGUUCUGAAACGGUUUGUCAGGCGCUUUCGCGAGCGGAAACACAAGGAACACGAAGAGAAGAGCGCGAAGCGCCGUCGCGAAAUUGCAAAUGUGGCAGUGCUGUUCGGGGUGAGAAAGGAGGAGCAAGUGCAAGUGAUGGAAGCUGUGCCGGACGAAGUACUAAUCUUCUUUUCUUAUGUUGAUUUACGUAUAAAAGUAAGAAUAUGAUGCACGACUAGCUUCAAUAUAGUGGAAAGACGUAUCGAUGACUAUGAGCAAGAACAAGUUGAAGCAUUGUCGCAUUUGCCUUCAAAUCUGUUUGUGUUUUUGGCCCGCAGGGGAAUUUCCAACCACAACAUGAUGAAGUGAUUUGCUUUUCGAAAACAACAGACCGUCGCGUGCUGGAACUUUUCCUUCGGAGACCGCCGUAAACGCGGCGCCAACGCCCGGCUGGAGGAGCUGGCGCUGGAGCUGAAGCGAGCCGCGCAAGAGUUUUCCCGGCAAGCGACCAGCGACCUCGCCGACGACGCGGCGCUAUUGGUCGACGACGCUGAGACGCUAAAGCAGUCCACGCACAAGAUUCGUUCGAAGCCCGCCAACGAGCUGCUUGCGUCGCGCAUGCGAAACGACAACAAGCAUUUGUUGCAGAGCCGCUACAAGGCCAUACUGAAGAUUUGCGACUUCUUCACGAAAUUUGUGGGCAAGCACCACAUCAUGAUCUCCAAGAGGAAGCGCGCCUGCUACCUCAUGCUGUGUGCGUACUUGCGAACCGCGCUGCUGGGAAAAAUGCCCUGGUCCAUGUCCGAGAAGUUGGCAGCAAACACCGCGGGCCACUCGCCGAGCAAAAUUAACUUUGCCUCGAACUUCAAAACGGUGAAUAAUUAUGCCCGGAGCGGCAACGCGAGCAAAACCAAGGUUCCCUCCAUUCUGAGCCUGACGGACGACCUGUUGCGGACAGACCCAGCGUCGAUCGCAGUUGUGCACAGUCUGGUGAAAGAACUACGGAUCCGGAAAAACUACAUUGUCGUGCAGCGACGGAAAUCGUCGCAAUAAGGUGAAAUCUGUGUUUGGUUGUUCAUGAUCUCGUCGUCAUGCGGCCGCUACGCAAGGGAAACCCAUCUGCUGCCGAAACGCAAGCAAAGGAGCAAGGAUUUUACUGAUGUCGGAGUGCAGAAUUGCGACCAUCAAGUUGUAGUUGCGCAGGGGUUCGUUUCCUGCUUGUUUGAAACAGCAGCGCAGAAGAGAUGGACACUUCCUAGCCUAUAACGUACGAUUAGGAAAUAAAAUGUGCCAUGGAAGUAGAUAACAAGCACAGAAGUCAAAGCUCUUUAGCUUUUACAGGCCUGAGAAUAUAGGUGGAUCGUGGUUUGAACAAUCAACAUGCACAUGCUCCUCUUCUAUCUGAAGAACUUCGGCUGAGAAUUUGGCUUGGGUUUUGCUAGACCAGUGCUUCUGUGUCGUUUGUGACGGUCAAUCAUACGAAGCCAAACAGUACGCAGCGGUGGUCUCGACGUGCGGGAGUGGUCAGUGACACUACUAGAGUAUACAGAGAAUAAAGGCCUUCCCUCGCGGAAGAAACAGACGAAAGGCCUCUUGGUAUUGGCUGGCUCGACCACCUGCUAAAUUUCUGGUACGAAGAGGUACUAGAAGAGCAUCUCGCCACAGGCACAGCAGCUCGAGGCGCAGUUGCUAUCCAGUUUUUUCCUGCGAUAGAAAAGGUGGGAGGUCCUCGCUAGCACAUUGUAGAACCUACCCCGUCCAUGUUUACGACUUUUUCAACUUCUUUAUUUUAUAUCAGGCAGUGUGGAGAUCGUCGGGAGCAGAAUCAUGUGCACCGCGAUCAGAUAAAGAAUGUAGAUCUCAACAACUGAAAAAAUGACACGACGAAUUUGCGCUUUUGUUGUAGCGACAACUAAAAUACAAAAGGUUGCAAGCACGAAUGAAAUCUUCCACUAUUGAUUGCUUUCAUCUCCUCGACAUAUGAUGAAUUUUACACAGUAUGUAU
This is a messenger RNA of Amoebophrya sp. A120, 21637 nucleotides long. NCBI's taxonomy places the organism in Eukaryota, Dinophyceae, Syndiniales, Amoebophryaceae. The record is from the annotation of a GenBank genome assembly.